Molecule: messenger RNA, 3027 nt
Organism: Drosophila rhopaloa
Lineage: Eukaryota; Metazoa; Arthropoda; Insecta; Diptera; Drosophilidae
Product: aminopeptidase N
Biological process (GO): proteolysis; peptide catabolic process
Cellular component (GO): cytoplasm
Molecular function (GO): peptide binding; metalloaminopeptidase activity; zinc ion binding
Source: RefSeq, a predicted model, not a curated record
AGGGAGCGAACAAAUACGAAUUUCGGUUCGGUUCGCGUACUUCGUAUCAUCAUGAUCACACCGUUGUCUGGACUGGCGGCUUUGGGUGCUUUUUUUCUGGUGACCCUGGCCCUGGUGGUCAGCGAAUCGUCCGUUCCGGAACGUCCGCGUUCCUUGCGCCUGCCCAACGAUACCCAUCCGCUGGCCUACCACCUUCACAUCUCCAGCGAUAUUCACAGGGGCGUACUGCUCUUCAGCGGAAAUGCCACCAUUGACGUAGUCAUCCGGAAGUCGACGAACGAGAUAGUGCUGCACGCCAAGAACCUGUCCGAUAUUCAGAUCACUGUCCAUCAGUUAAUUGACGGGGGCUCGGAGAUCGUGGACAACCUAACCCACACGAUCCAUCGUUCUGCGUCUUUUCUCAUCAUCCAUCCCAUCGAGAAUUUCCAGGCCUUCGAGGAGGGACAGCGAUUUCGACUGGAGAUCCUGUACACGGCCAAUAUGACACAGCGACCCGCCGGUCUUUACUAUAUGGAUUAUAGUGAUGAGGAAGGCCAUCCCGCUUUUGUAGCCGCCACGCAAUCAGAGCCGACAUUUGGACGUCUUAUAUUUCCCUGCUACGAUGAGCCCGGAAUCAAGUCGAAUUUCAGCAUCAAGAUAACACACGGCAGCAGCCAUUCGGCCAUUUCUAAUAUGCCAGUUAAGGAAAUAUGGUCUCACGGAGAUUUAAAAACCACCUUGUUUCAUACAACUCCACCAAUGUCCACCUAUCUUGUGGCAUUUGUGAUCUCCUAUUUCGAGAGCACAUCUGAGACAUAUCGAGGGAUCACCCAAAGUCUCUACGCACCACCAGCUUCCAAGGAAAAGGGUCAGAGUGCCUUAAAAAAUGCAGUGCGAACGGUGGCGGCAUUCGAGGAUUAUUUCGGGGUAUCCUAUCCCUUGCCAAAAUUGGAUCACGUGGCGCUUAAGAAGAACUUUGGAGCAGCCAUGGAGAACUGGGGUCUAAUUACCUACAAAGACACCAGUUUGCUGAAAAACAUAUCGCUGGAUAUAAGAAAUCCGUUGUGGGACAGGAUUACCCAGAACCACGAGAUUGCUCACCAGUGGUUCGGCAACUUGGUUUCCCCAGAGUGGUGGACAUACACUUGGAUGAAUGAGGGAUUUGCCACCUACUUCGGAUAUGUGAUCACUGAUUUGCUCUACCCCGAGUACAAAGUAAUGGAGACUUUUGUGGCCCAUGAGGCGGAUAGUGCCUACAGCUAUAACAGUUUCUUCGACGUCCGUCCAAUGUCCUCUUACGUGGAAAAUGAGAAGGAUAUUAUGGGGGUCUUUGACAUUAUUUCCUACAAGCGGGCGGCUUGCGUGAUCAGGAUGUUCCACCACGCCUUCCGUCAGAAGGUCUUCGUGCGCGGCAUAAGUCACUUUCUGGAGAAAUAUCGUUACAGAGCGGCCAACGAGCUGAACCUCUUCGAUGCCCUGCAAACUGAGCUUCAUGAGGACGAGUACUUCUCCCAGAAGUCGUGGGCGUCCCGGAUUAGGGAUAUCAUGCUCUCCUGGACGCACAGCGAAUGGCUGCCCAUUCUGGUGGUCACGCGGAACUACGAGAACAACAGUAUCACCUUUAGCCAGCGAUCGGUUCACUCCAAGGAUGAGCUCUGGUGGAUACCUCUGAAUUUUGCCACCGCUCAAUCACCCAAUUUCGAGGACACCCAGGUGGAUAUAUUCAUGCCACCGCAAUCGCAGUACUCCGUGGCACUGGCGGAUCUGAAUAUGCAACUCAGUGGCAGGGAUUGGAUUAUAGUGAACAAACAGCAGACGGGCUUCUAUCUCGUCCACUACGAUACGGAUAACCUAAUGGCCAUUGCCAGGCAGCUGCAGGCCAAUCACUCCGUCAUCCACAAGGUUAAUCGAGCUGGUCUGUUCCGCAAUCUUAAGCCCCAAAUCGAACACAAUGACAUCGAGCAGGUGGAUGUGGUGUUUGAAAUGCUGAAGUACCUGGAGCUCGAGCAGGAUAUACUGACCUGGAAUGAGGCGGCAGAUUCCAUUGAUCGCUUGUCGGAAAAUCUUGUAGGCACUGCAUCUCACAAACUUUUCAAUGAGUUUGUUUGCCGACUGGUCACUCCCAUUUUCCGACGUGUCUACGUGGAACAGAAUGCAAAUAUUUCCCUGGAUCAGGGCAACAGGAUCCUGCACACGGCCUGCUUGGCGGAUCUUCCGGAGUGCCUGGGUUACACUCGCAACCUGGCCAAGGAGUAUUUCAUCAAUAAAGUCAAUUUCACCACGGACUCGGAAUACUAUGGCACAUACGACACUGUUCUGUGCAUGGGAGUGCGAUACCUGAGCGAUCCGGACUUCCACAGGGUAAUCGAUGUGCUGAAGGCGGCGGAUCGAGGAUCGGAAAACUAUGAUGACAUGAUAUAUGCCCUGCGGUGCACACAGAGUCAUCGCCACCUGCUGCACUACCUAGAGGUCAUGCUGGGCGAGGGCUCCACGCACUUGAUCCUUUCCGAGCCCGAGGCCAUGAUGUACAUCGUCUAUGUGUUCAAGUCGAGUUCGGCAUCUCGCCCGGUCAUCUGGCAGUAUAUCGAACGCAACUACAUGCUCAUCUGCCGAUCACCAAACUUUGUGGAGCACUUCAACCAGAUUGCUAAAUUUGUGCCCCGACAUCAGAGGUUAAAUGUGAGCUGCAGCGCCCAGACCAUUGCGAAUCACAUGGAAGCGGAGGGUAUUAAAUCGAGCCACGAACUGAUCGAGUCCGAUUCACCGCUGGUGGGUAAAAAGAUGAAGAUUACGGAAAAUUUCCAGGACAGGUUCGAGCAGCAGAUCCACAAUUGGCUGCUUGGCGAGGUUCCUCAGUCAACCGGGAGAAGUGAUGCCCUUUUGGCCGCCUCCCUAAGUGCCUCAAAUGGAUCGAGUCGGCCGCAAGGCAUCCUGAAGGAUGCAACUCGGGCGGUGAGGAGUGUGCUGCGAACGAUAGAUAUGUAUAGGUGAUUACCAAUGUUUCUACUAUAACUGUACAAGUACAAGCUUAAAUACAAAUAAAUUAAU